This is a messenger RNA of Nannospalax galili (Upper Galilee mountains blind mole rat), 2290 nucleotides long. It is a transcript of the gene Tpd52, whose product is annotated as tumor protein D52. Gene Ontology annotation, cellular component: cytoplasm. NCBI's taxonomy places the organism in Eukaryota, Metazoa, Chordata, Mammalia, Rodentia, Spalacidae. Gene Ontology annotation, biological process: B cell differentiation. The coding region runs from base 87 to 830 and encodes 247 amino acids. The transcript has 8 exons. The record is from RefSeq and is a predicted model, not a curated record.
GUGCAGAGAGGAUGUGGCCCCGGCAUCCCUGGGCUGAGUAGUAAUUUUAGGUGAAUGUAGUGCCAUGUCUUCUGCCUUCACCUGGAAUGGAUUGUAGAAACACAGACCUGUGUGAGGACUACCAGUCCCCAUUUGAUUUUGAUACCGGCGUGAACAAAAACUACCUCUACUUGUCUCCCAGUGGAGAUUCGUCUCCACCCGGAUCACCUACGCAGAACUUUGGUCUGCUGAAGACAGAGCCAGUGCCCGAGGAAGGAGAGGAUGCUGUUGCUACACUCAGUGCCGCAGAGACCCUGACAGAGGAGGAGCAGGAUGAGCUGAGACGGGAACUCACUAAGGUAGAAGAAGAAAUCCAGACUCUGUCCCAAGUGUUAGCAGCAAAAGAAAAGCAUCUAGCAGAGAUCAAGCGGAAACUUGGAAUCAAUUCACUUCAGGAACUCAAGCAGAACAUUGCCAAAGGGUGGCAAGACGUGACAGCAACAUCCGCAUACAAGAAGACAUCUGAAACCUUGUCUCAGGCCGGACAGAAGGCUUCGGCUGCAUUUUCAUCAGUUGGCUCAGUCAUAACCAAAAAGCUGGAAGACGUAAAAUUGCAAGCCUUUUCACAUUCCUUUAGUAUACGCUCCAUUCAACAUUCAAUUAGCAUGCCUGCUAUGAGAAACUCUCCAACUUUCAAAUCAUUUGAAGAAAAGGUUGAAACCUUAAAGUCUAAAGUAGGGGGAACCAAGCCUGCUGGCGGUGAUUUUGGAGAAGUCUUGAAUUCCACUGCAAAUGCUACGGGUGCCACGACCACAGAGCCGCCUCCAGGACCCGUGCAGGAGAGCCCAUGAGGUUCCUACCUUUGUUCUGCAACCCACUGCCAGAUGCUGCAAGUGAGAUCCAAGCACAUCUUGUCAACAUUCACAGCCACAGAGCUCUACCAGAUGUGCUUUUAUUUAGCUUUACAUAUUUCUUUGACCAAAUAGUUUGUGAGUUAAACAAAGUAAAACCACCUUCUCAUCUAUGCCAUGGAAACACCCUUUGUUUAGGAAACAGCACCACAGAGAGAUCCCUGUAAUUCAUGGGGUGUUCACUAGAAUGAGGAGUUGUUGCAGGUGACUGCUGCUUAUGGACUUGACAAAAAUUGCUCUGCAUCUGGGAUGCCAAUUUGCUCUUUGUCUUCUGUAAGAUUUUCUUUUUUUCCUUUUGGAAUCUCUGUAUAUUUGAUUUCUAACUGAAAUUCUUCUUUUAAAUUGUCUGAAUUUUGAUUAUUAAAAGUUUUGGUGUUGCUUCUACCUUUUAAGGAGGAACUAUCAGCAACAUCUUUUUCCUUGAGUAAACACAGUUUUUGUUUGAGGAACAGCUCUACUUCCAGUUUGCUACAGCUCUGUGACAACACACACAGAAAUUCAAACUACUAGGUGACUUGAGAGUGGGAUCCCUUUCCACAUCCUUGGUAAUUGUCAUUUGUGGCAGCAACCAUUUCAACAUAUUGGUUAUUAUGCCACUUAAAUCAAUUUUUUAACCAAUUAAAAUUUUAAUUUCAAAGUAAAAUGACGAAAUAACAUUGUGAGCCAAGUGUAUUACUGUAAGUUGAAAUAGGAGCACACUCAUCACUGUUAAUUUCAAAAGUCUGAAAGAUCUUUAGGUUCAGAUAGCUGUAAAAAUGCUAAUCUAUCGCCUUAGGGGAAACACAGCUGUUUCCAUUAAAUCCAUUUAGCACCCUUUAGGAAGUACAGAAAGUUUUAUGAAAAAUGUAACUCGAACUUUUUUUUAUACUAAGGUGUUGGUGAUAACUCCUAAGACUGUAGUACAUUAAUAGAAAUGAACUCAUCAUGUUGCAACUGAUUGUUUUCUGUGUAUGAGCAGUUAAGUGGCACUGUAAACAUUUCCCCGUAAACAUUCUUUGAGAACAAAGUGUUGGAGCUCCUUAAUCAAAUCAUCCUCCAGAUGGCUCUGCAGUGGCUAAGCUCCUCUAUUAACUGUGAUAACUACUGACUACUGCCACCAUUUCCUUAUGCUAUAUAUGUUUAUGGCCUAUGGGGUUGUAUCUGUUAUUUAUCAAGUUGUAGUUGUUUUAUUAUUGUCCAUGCCAAAUGUUAAUUGCCAAGCUUGGAGUGACAUAAAGCAUUCUUUAAAAGCAUGACUAGAUUUACUUGAGGAUAAAUUUUCUGCAAACCGAAUCUGAAAAGCCACAAGUGUCGAUUGUUAUAAAAUGAUAUGCUGCCAUUCUUGAUUGCUACUUGGAUGCAAUGGAAACUAUGUUCUAUUAUUACAUGUAAAAAUCUUAAUAAAUUCCAUAUAUCAAUAA